UCCUCUUGGAAAAUCAACUGGGAUUUGUGGUCAGCGCAGAUACAUACCUACAUACAUAUGUACAUAUAUAGGUAUGUAUGUGCAUAUGGCUGAAGGAUGUAAUUUCAGGAAUAUGCGGUUUCAUAUCGAUACACAGACAGGUGCUUUCUCAAGACAGCAUAUGACUUGUUAAUUUCUAGAACUUGGCGGACCUGAGCCUCAUUAUAGGUUUCCAGUUGACUUUGGUAGUCCUGGCAAAUAUAUCCAUCUCCUUUUUAGCCAUCAAGUGGGCAACAGGAAAAUGGUGGCACCUUUUUAACCAUCAUUCAGGAGCAGCAAAAGUCUGGCUUCGCUUUUUGUUCUCUUUCGGUGUCUAAUUAGAGGCUGACUAAUUGAUGAGUGGCCCCUUUCGCUGCGCAUAAAAAAAAAGAAAGGAAACCGAAGGACACAAGUGAUUGACAAGCAGUUUCAUUGUAAGGACAAUGCCCGCCCUGGAGUCAGUCAAGUCACGACCAAAAAAGAAGAAAAUAGGAGCCAGCAAAUUGCUAUCCCUGCUUUUUGCAUCAUCCUCCGCAAUGUUUUUGGGCCCGCCUAUCCUUUGUCCCAGUGGUGGCCGCCGUUCCCCUCACCCCCCCUACUGACCGCAAUGUAUGGCCCGGGCAUUAUUCAAAGGACGAAACCUCGUCGCAUCCUUGCCGUUUCGCUCGCUGGUAAAACAAGCGCGAAAACAUAAUGAGCAUAUAAAUAGACAAACAAUCACCAACCAAAGUUCCACCGCAGGACCUACAGGACAUACAGCCCACCCACUAGGACCUAUCACACCGUUAUCCACCACACAGCGAGUGGCAGCCCCCCAAAACUUGCAACUGGUUGAAGGAAAAAUAGCGAAAAAGCAAAGGAAGGACGCAACCAAAGUGUUGCCAUAGAAUAAAGUGAAGCGGAAACGGAUAUAUAUCCUCUACCCAACUCUCUCGCUAUAUAAAUAAAUAUAUACAUAUAUACUGGCAAGAUGCCGUCGCCAACAAUAAAUAAAACAGGACGCAGUGUUGCCAAUACGCUGCAACUUCUGGCAAUCGCUCUCUCCUGCUGUUGUCUGCUGGUGAAUGGCCAACAGCAACAGCAGCAGCAGCAACAACACUUGAAGUACCAGCAAUUGCAAUAUCAAAUGCAGCAGCAAUAUGAAUACCAGCAGCAGCAGCACUAUCAGCAGCAGUUCCAGCAACAGCAACAGCAGCAGCAGCAGCAAUUGACACCCACAGCAGCAUUGGUCCAGCUACAGCAGCAGCAGCAACAUGAGGAGCAAAUCGACCUGCUGUCCACUCAGCCAACUCAGCUCCUUCAAACGGGUGUCUCCCUGAUUGUGGACGAUGGCAAGGGAUCUGGUGAUGGCAAUGGCAGCGGAAGUGCAAGUGGAAGUGGAAGUGGAACCAACCGUCGACGCAUUGCCCAGCUGGGUGCACGCAAACGGAAGCGUCGCCCUCAACUUCCGCUGGCCACCAUGGGCGCCAACGAAGAGGACUCCGCCGAUUCCAGUUCCAAUUCCGGCUCCGGCUCUGCUUACUGGCGCGGCCAUGUCGAGGAUGAUGCAGAUGCCCUGCGGCGACGCAAGCAACCGCUGGUGAGGGAACCCAUGGCGGCCCUAGAGCGUGAUCGAGAGAAGCAGCGCCAGCGAGUGGCAGAGCCCACGGAUGCCACGGCCCAGGCAACCAGCAGCAAGGCCUACCGUCGUCCCUAUGGCCAGGCCAAGAAAGAACCCACACCCACAGUCCUAACCGAGCCGGUGGUGGCCACCAAGACAUCGGUGGAUCUAAAGAAUAUCCUCAAGAAUUCCGGUGGCCUGAGUCUCAGCGAGAUUCUGCAGCAAAAGAACCUCUCCCUGGAUGAUCUCCUCAAGGGCAAGCAGAAUGCUUUGCUGGCUUUGCAGACCACAGCGGUGGCACCCGCCUCCACAUACUCCUCGCCAGCGGAGACCUCCUCCUCCUCCUCCGCCGUGGGCUACCGAAAGUCACCCAUACAGCUGAAUAAGCAGGGUGUACGGCGAUUGCCAGCAGCCUAUACCACCACCUCCACCAGCUCUGGGAAUGAGGAGGAGAAGAACAAGGGGAAAUAUACCAGCGCUUUGCAGCGCUUGAAGCUCUUUGGCAGCUCUUCGCGGGAGAGCAGCACCACAAGACGCAGCUCUAGCAGCACCACCACAGUUCCCACUAGCAGCAGCAGCAGCAUCAGCACUUCAACCACCACUCGAGUGCCGCUCUACAAGAAGAGACAGCAUCUAAGGUCCACUUUAAAGCCACCAGGACUCUUUAAGGUCAUGGUGAGCACUCCUACGACAACGACGGCGGCGGCAAGCACCACUCAGGAGGCGGAGACCAGCACAGUUUACUCCACAACCACGGCGGCUAGUAGUCAGGAGCAGAGCGAGGAGGAGAACGAAGAGCAGGAUAAGGAGCAGGAGCAGGAAAAGGAGCAGGACCAGCAACAGGCAGAGGAACAGCCAGAGCAGGAUCAGGAUCAGGAGCAAGAGCCAGAGGAAGGCAAUUCCCAGCAAGAGCCAGACGAAGAGCCCGAAGAGCAGGCGGAUUCUGGGGAGAGCAGUUCUCCAACGGAGGCACCUUCAGCUUCUCCCGCUCCAUCUCCUUCAUCCUCACCCUCACCUUCACCCUCUCCUUCACCUUCACCUUCUCACCCUCUUCCUCCUGGCGGCAAUCCCCGCUAUCGCCUGCGCAACUCCAGCAUCAAGGAGCAGAACCAGAAGCGUCUAAAGGACAACUUUAUAGGUCACUACGAUCGCAAUGUGUUGGACAGUGUGGAGGAGCUGGAACAGCCCAGCUCCACAGCAGCAGCUACACCAGGAAGAGAAUCUCCUGUAAAUCGAAGCAGCGAGGAGAUCAACGAUGGCGACGAUGAGCUAGAGAACUUUUUUGAUGAAGUUGAGAGUCACACGCAUCACACCCGUGUCCCGGCACCUCCAGCUUCUCCGCCUGCUCCCUCUGCCAUUGCUCCAGCACCCUCUGCCUCCUCUGGCUCCUUUGAGCCACCUUCACCAGCUUUUCCCUUGCCUGGCAAACCACCACAGCAACUCAACAUCAUUGACGAUGUGGACGAUCGCACCGAUCUCCUGGAGCUCAUCGAGGAUCGACGUUCGGGCAAUCGCUUGUUCAAGGUUCUGGAGCAACGCAACAUGACUUUGGAGGAGCUAAUCGAGCAUCGAAAGCGUGGGUCUAGCCAGCUUCAUCUGUCCACCAUUGUGAGCGGCGGCGAUGAGCACUCGCGGCUGUAUCCCGGGCAGAAGGUGCUGCUGCAGGACAACAUGGACAUUGUCACCGCCUUUGAGAAUUUCCCACACUUCAAUCUGAUGGACCUGAAGAGCGUCAAGCCCGACGAGAUAAAGACGGACUCGCAGGGCUCCAGCUACUUCACCUCCAUCAUUGACAUUGAGCCCAAUGACGAAGUGGUCAAGCCAUCGAGCGGGAAUCGAGGUCCUGCCUAUGCACCGGCAUCCUCCUCCUCAUCGGCCACCAUCGGUGUGGGCACUGGGACCAUAUCCAUCAAUCAGCGAGGCGAGAAAUCUCUGGGCUUCUUUCCCUCCUGGAAGACCCUGGCCCUCGCCUCGCUGGCCACGGCCACGGAAGAGCGUAAUAAUCCCUACUUCCUGCCGCCGCCGCGUCUCCUGCUGGAUGGGAGUUCAAGUUCCAGUUCCCAGGAAUCCUCAUCGGACAGCAAUCCCGAGCCAGAGGCUAGCAUUGACAUUGAUCUCAGCGUGAGUCCCUAUGGCAGCAGCAACUCCUCCUCCUCCUCGAUGGUGGACAACAGCCGUUUGGAACCGGUAAACAACGAUGUGAUCGAUGAGAUUGAGAAUGAGGUGGCCCGUGCUCAUGAUCUCCUGGACUUGGAGCUAUCCGGACCCGGUUUCCAUCGCAGUCCAGCGGCAGCGGCUGCCACAUCGGCGGUGUCCCAGCAGCAUUUGAGCAGCCUGUACGCCAGCAUGCCGUCCGGUGUCCGUUCGGCCAUAGUGGCCAGCUCGGCGAUAGUCAUCACAGCCCUGGCCACCUUUCUGGUGGUCUUUGUCGUCUGUCGGUGGAAGCAGCAGCGUCGCCGCAAGAGCAGCUAUCUCCGGACUUACAAUGCGAUGAAGAGCAAGCUGCCGCAGAUGGUUCAACCAUCGCGUCGCUCCUCGAUGCGCCAGCACAUGGAGGAGCUUGUCAUAGGCUCGGGGUCGAGUCCAGGCAUUGCCAGCAUCUCCACAUCGGUGGCCUGCUGUACGCCUGUCCAUCAACUGCAGCAGCGUCAGAGUUCUUCGCUGCUCUUUGGACGUGGCGAUGGUUCGGCCACCUUGAGCACCACCACCGCCACCUCCCUAACCGCCAACACGAAUACGAAUAUUUCAACAGGCACAACGUCAGGAGCGGCGGCUGCAGCGGCGACUUCAUCAUCAUCAUCAGCAUCGUUGGAGGUACAGCAGCUUAGUGGAGGAGGAGUAGGAGGAGUACGUGUACUGCGCAGUGCCCAUCAGAAGCUCAACACCAUGGAUCCCAAUUCGCCAGAGGUGCAGGAAUACCUAUUCGACACGCUGCGCAAGUCCUUUGACAAUUAGGCAAUAGGCUAUAGGCUAUAUAGCUCCUCUAGGAACAAAUAGACCGUUGUUUAGGCCAAGUUUUAUAUAAAUGUACACACCACAUCACACUACAUCACACACACUCCCGCCCCAGUCAUACCCUAUAAAGGCCAAGGAGCUCAAGUUAGUCGAUUAAUUAGUUUAAGAGCAGGUGAAACGAAAGGUGGAGUUUUUUUUUUUGAGGUCGAUUUAGAGGAACAUUCUGUGAGAGAAAAGUAAAACUAACAAAAGAAAAGAUACAAGAAAUACAUUUAGGAGAGUGCGUGGCAUGGCCAAGGGUUGGUUUAAAAAUUAAGAAAAAAGAAAUAAGAACAAAGGAAAUAUUAUAUAAUUAUAAUUCUUAAUUUUUGAGUAUAAGAAAUAGAGUUUGGAAAAUCUGUAAGCUUUCUUUUAAUUUCCCAACAAAAAUCUUGAAUUUAUAAAGAGAGCUUUUCAGUUGAGAGCUCGAAUUUCGAGAGCUAACAAAUAAUUACUCCUUCUAGAGAAUUUUAGAGAGAGAGAGAGGAAUUUUGUUGCAAUAUGAAAAUGUUUGGUCUCUCAAUACCAUCUUAAAAAAAAUAGAGAGCGAAGAUGAAGAGAGAAAAGAAGUUACACUUCUCCAAGAUCAUCUGGAUCAUCCAGAGAGAGUGAGAAAGAGAAGUAGAACGAGAGAACGUUGUGCUAAUCGCUGACUUAAAAUGUACAUUAAAGCUCUCUCAAGUAAAAAAUUAACGCUCUCUUAAUAACAUCUUCAACAAGAAAGUAUAGAAAAACGAGAGAUACUUCAUUAAAUGCUAGCACAGCACAAUGAGAGUAAGAACUUACGCUCCUUGAAGAUCAUCCUGCAGAGAGAGGAAGCAAUUCGGUUGAGAGCUUACACCCAGAGAGUCAAAUGUAACGCUCUCUCAAUAAUAUCUUUUAAAGAAAGAGAGAGCUAUUUUUGUCAGAGAAAGAAGAAAGACAAACAAGUUAAGAACUAAAUCUUAUUUAUUUUAGCUGUUUUUUUUUAAAUCUAUUGAUUUAAAGCAACCCACGAUCAUGUCGCGCACUGUCUGCUAGUCUCUAAGCUCGGCAAACUAUCGUUUCCAACUAACUAGAAUCUAAAUUACGAGUAUAAAACCAACAACUAAAGGCACACUCUUUCAACUAAAUCAUAAAAUGGGUUUCUUAAGCACAAAACAAACAAAAAAACAACACACACAAAUAAUCGGAAACACACAAGAAAAUAGAAACAGAAUCUUGGCCAAAAAGUCGAAUAUAUAUUAAAAUUCGGGAAAAAAGAGAGAACCAAGAGAAGAAGAAAAGUAAAACCAUUUAUGAGGACAAUAAAAAAUAUUAAAGGAAAGAGAAAAACUGUGUUCGAGACUAUUUAAACAAAGAGGCAACCAAAAAAAAGAAAAUUCAAUUUCGAAUUAGAUCAAGGCAAAGUCAUAGAUGGGCACAAAAAAAAAAAAAACAAAAGCUACAACAACAACACGAAUAGUUUCAAAGUUUAAAAUGCACUGCAAGAAAAGCAACAAAAAUACUUGUGUUUUUAUUUUGUAGAGCAGAAGACACUUUAUUUGUUCGAUUCUCAAUGCCCCCCUCUCACACACACCUUAGGCAGUAGAAGAACAUCUGGC
Messenger RNA from Drosophila kikkawai, 6195 nucleotides. RefSeq lists its product as uncharacterized. Lineage: Eukaryota; Metazoa; Arthropoda; Insecta; Diptera; Drosophilidae. The record is from RefSeq and is a predicted model, not a curated record.